Tripterygium wilfordii is the source of this 5378-nucleotide messenger RNA. RefSeq lists its product as uncharacterized. The transcript has 6 exons. Lineage: Eukaryota; Viridiplantae; Streptophyta; Magnoliopsida; Celastrales; Celastraceae. Bases 347 to 2197 code for a protein of 616 amino acids. The record is from RefSeq and is a predicted model, not a curated record.
AUAAAAUAAAAGUGUUGUCCCAAAUAAUCUGUAAUUUUUGGGACAAAAAUUAAAAAUUCAGUCUCAAAUAAUAAACACACGCUUUGUAUCUCCUCUCCUAUGGGAACGUCUCUUUCUCUCACGGCUCCUCUCCCUUUUCUCCGUUAAUCUUAUUCCGCCUCAUCAAGUGAAUUCGCAGCUCUUUGAUCAUCGCCGGUAAGGGAAUACAUCAUUGAUGGAUAAGAGUUGGACAAAUCUCCCUUAUAGAUUUUGCCCCGAGUAUGAAGCCGGUGUGGAUGAUUUUAUUAGUUUUGCAAGUGCAAAGGCAGACAGUCUCAAUAGAAUUCGAUGUCCUUGUCGUUAGUGUAUGAACACAGAAUUUCACCCUGUGCCUAAUGUGAGAGAACAUUUAUUUAUGAAGGGAAUGGAUCGCGGGUAUACUAGAUGGGUAUAUCACGGAGAGGAGGAAUUAACUCACCUAAGCGUGGAUGAUGAAGGUGGUGAUGAUGGUGGUGGUGAUGCUGAUGACAACGAUGAGAUGGUUACAAUGAUUCGGGAUUGUCAAAGGGGAGCAUUCAUGGAUAAGUCAAUGGGAGAACCGCCUUGCAGUGAUGAACCUCAAAGGGAUGUAGGUCAAGAAAAUGAUAAAUUUGCAAGGACUUUAAUAGAUGCACAACGUCCUUUGUAUCCGAAUUGUCACAAGUUCUCGAAUUUAUCUUUUCUUGUGAAGUUGCUCCAUAUUAAGAAUAUUUGUAGUUGGAGCAACGAAUCAUUUAACUUGGUUCUUGACUUAUUCAAAGAGGCAUUGCCUGAAGGGGAGGCAUUGCCAACUAACUAUUACGAGGCAAAAAGCAUCAUUCGGGACUUGGGACUUAGAUAUGUCCGUAUACAUGCAUGUAUGAACGAUUGUGUAUUGUUCUGGAAGGAGCACGCCGAUAAAGAAAAUUGUCCGGUAUGUGGAGAAUCUAGAUGGAGGUUUCAAGAAGAUAAGAAGAAAAAAAAAGUGGCCAAAAAGGUCUUAUUUUACUUUCCGCUUAAGAAGAGAUUACAACAACUCUUUUUGUCAAAGAAGACGACUUCGCUCAUGAGUUGCCAUAAGGAGAAGCGUGUUGUUGAGGAUACAAUCUUACGACAUCCUGCGGAUUCCGAGGCUUGGAAGAAAUUUGACAAAGACCAUGAAUGGUUUGCUCAAGAUCCUCGGAAUGUUCGCUUUGGUCUAGCAAGUGACGGUUUCAACCCUUUCGGUAACAUGAGUACGAAAUAUAGUAUUUGGCCAGUGGUGUUAAUGUCGUACAAUUUACCACCGUGGAAAUGCAUGAAGGAGCAAUUUUUUAUGUUGUCGCUACUUAUUCCGAGGCCAAAUUCACCUGGCAAUGAUAUAGAUGUUUAUCUACGCCCAUUAAUAGAUGAGAUGAAAGAGUUGUGGGAAAAUGGUGUGGACACAUAUGAUGCCGUGAAAGAGCAGUAUUUUAGGCUGCAUGCUGCUAUUUUAUGGACUAUAAAUGAUUUUUCGGCCUAUGCAAAUUUAUCUGGGUGGAGCACAAAAGGGAAGUUGGCAUGCCCUACGUGCAAUAAAGAUACUUGUCAUUUACGAUUGAAGCAUGGAUUCAAGACUGCUUAUAUGGAUCACCGUCGUUUUCUCCCUCUCGAUCAUCCUUUGCGGAAGAAGACGAGAAUGUUCAAUGGUAAGCAAGAGCAUAGGCCUAAACCUAUAGGAUUAUCUGGGGAUGAAGUGCUAGAACAAUUGAGCCAUAUAGGUAAGGUAACUUUUGGGAAGUCACAGAAUAAGAAGAGGAAGCGUACAGAUGAAGAGUUGAAUUGGUUGAAGAAAAGUACUUUUUUUGAGUUGCCUUAUUGGAGGACUUUGUUAUUACGACAUAAUUUGGAUGUCAUGCACAUUGAGAAGAACAUAUGUGAUAGUGUUUUAGGGACUUUGAUGAACAUUGAGGGGAAAACAAAGGAUACCGUCAAGGCUCGAAAAGAUUUAAAGCUUAUGGGUAUCCGCAAGGAACUUCACUUACAAGAAAAUAAAAAUGGGAGGCAAUUAAUGCCUCAAGCGUGCUUCACUUUGCCUAAAGAGAAGUGUAAGGACUUUUGUGACUUUAUCAAAUCUGUGAAGUUUCCUGAUGGUUAUGCUUCAAAUGUUUCUCGCUGCAUAAGUACUAGAGAUGGUAAAAUAUCAGGGUUGAAAAGUCAUGAUUGUCAUGUUUUCUUAUAGAGGAUACUUUCUAUUGGGAUGCGUGGGUACUUAGAUGAUGAUGUGGCAACCAUAAUCAUUCAAUUGUGUUUUUUUUUAGGGAUUUGUGUUCUAAAACCUUGAAACUUGAGGUCUUAGAACGCCUAGAAAGGGAUAUUGCCUUCAUACUUUGCAAGUUAGAAAGUAUUAUGCCACCUGCAUUCUUUGAUAUCAUGGUUCACUUAGCGAUUCACUUGCCGAGCGAGGCAAAAAUUGGUGGACCGGUGAAUUAUAGGUGGAUGUAUCCGGUUGAAAGAUAUUUACACACUCUCAAGUGCUAUGUUAGAAACAAGGCUCGGCCGGAAGGUUCUAUUGCGGAGGCUUAUAUCAAUAAUGAAUGCCUUACCUUUUGUUCAAUGUAUCUCCACAACAUUGAGACGAGAUUCAACCGAGGGGAGAGAAAUUGUGAAUGAGAUCAAGAAGAUGUAACAAGAAAGAGAGGUGGACAACUAUCUGUUUUUGAGAGGUGGACAACUAUCUGUUUUUGCACAGAAGGUUCGUCCAAUAGGAACAAAAAUUUAUGAGAAUUGGUCACUUGCAGAUUUGGCAAAGGCUCAUUGGUAUGUGCUCAAUAAUUGCACGGAAGUGGAAAAAUACAAAGAGGAAAAAAUGUAAAUGCCAUGGAGACCUUGCAUCGAGACCGAUUUCCUAAAUGGUUUGAAAGUUAUAUGAAAAAGUUGCACAGUGAAACUUCAGAAGAAGUUACAGAUGAAUUGUUCACAUUAGCGUGUGGACCAGAUUCUAAUGUGGUGCGGUACUGUGGAACGAUUGUCAGUGGAAUUAGGUUUCAUACCAAAAAGCUCGAGGAAAAUCGUAAGACCCAAAACAGUGGAGUGGUUGUUAAAGAUUUUUAUGGAGAUGAAGAUAUUGAUUAUUAUGGUGUCUUAGUUGAUGUGAUCUCUAUGAGCUACUGUGGAGGUCGUCAAGUAUAUCUUUUCAAGUGUGAUUGAUGGGAUGUUGGAAAUAAGAAAUUGGGAAUUCGUAAUGAUGGGCGCUUCACGAGCGUAAAUGUGGCUCGCACAUGGUGUUUGGAUGACUCUUUUGUAUUUGCAUCUCAAGCUAGCCAGGUCUUUUAUGUGAAGGACAUCAAAUUGGGUGGUUCUUGGCGUGUGGUUCAAAAGGUACAGCCUAGAAAUUUGUAUGAUGUUCUUGAGGCAGUUGUGGAGGAGGAUUCUGAUAUAGAUGGUGACGACAUCUACUCAAAUAAUGAGGUUGAUGCUUAUCAAUUAAAUGAGGUAGAUGUGAACAGACAUAUAGAUAUGGAGUAUCUUGAAAGAGAAGACAUGGGACCAGACUGCGUAGAUCCCACUAUCGAACAAGAUAAUAUGUUGGAUGAUGAUGAGAGUUUGCUUGGAAGUAGCGCAGAUGAAGAUCUCUCGGUCGGUGACUUUGACAGGGAUAGUGAUGUAGAAGAUGAAGAUGCAAUUUUGGUUGAUGACAUUGAUAGUGACAUAGAAGAUGAAGAUGAGAUUUAGGUUUAAAUCUGGUAUAUUGUGGUUUGUCUGUUCUUUAUAGUUUUUGAACUUAAUUUGUAUAGAACUGUUAAUGGUAAUGGAAUGCAGGCAGUUAGUAAUAAGGGAAACAAGAAAUUGAGUUCAUACUCCAGGUUUCUCUGCCUUCGUUGAUGCCAAAGUUCGAAUAACAAGAAAUUUAAUUAUGUUCUUGAUUGUUGGACUCCUUGAUGCACUGUUCUCAUGUAGAAAAAGUCUAUUUAUAGCAGAGUUGUGCAGCUGUCACUAGGGAAAUAUUUUCUUGAUUGUGGAGCAAUUGAAUCCCAAAUACGAGCCAAUAAUUUCUUUCCAAAUUUUGUAUUCCUCAGUGCGGUUUUUGGGUCAAAUGUAAAUAAUUUAUGGUACAAAAGUGAUUGCUCUGAGAUUGUUUAUUUGAUUAAUGAGUGAAGAUUUGUGUAAACACAUGGAGAAACAUAGCAUUUUACGGGCACCUAGUUUGGAAAAAUUCCCAAGUUUAAUGGCAUGCCAGAAAAGCCAUCAAUUAAGCACAAAACAAUGAAGAAACAUCUGAGAUUUGUUGAUGUAGAGGAAAAACCAUCAAGCAAGUGUGGAGUAAUGGAAAAACACCCAAGUUUUCAUUGUCCACUAGAAAAUCAGACGGGCAGUAGUGGGUUAAUGGAUAAACAGAAGAGUUUUCGUGGGCUUAUGGAGAACCUAAACAGAACAGAGUUGCUCUGGCUUUAAAAACAGAGUUGCCCUGCCUUGCAUGUUGUUAAUUAGUCAAGAACUACUAAAUUUAUCAACUUUAGAACACAUGGAAUCAAUCCAUUGAUAUGAUUGUUAAAAAUUGUUUCAGAAUAUCACAUAAUCUUUGUGAAAUACCAUGAAUUCGCCAGUACAAGCAAUGUCUUCCAAAACUUUUCAUAUGAAAUCAUUAAUGGAGACCAAAGUCUUGAGAGAUGAAGUGCAUUUGCAUAGUAUUGGACUGAUAGCAUUCUGGUGAGCAUAUAAUUUCGAGUUCAGUUCAUGCAGUAAUGAUCAAUAGCUUCCUACUCUUAUAGGAGGUUUCAAACUACUUAAAUAAUAAUCUCAAACCCUAAUCACGUUCUAUUUAUCUGCGAUCAGUUCAGUAACUGGUGUAUGUUAUACAAAGGAUUAUAUGUCGUUUCAAACGGAUCCUAAAAUCUUAAACUCUAAACACUAAAGUCGUAAACCUCAAAGCUUAUGGCCAGUGAUGUUCUCGUGGUCUAGGAUAUGGGAUGCCACCACCAUUUACUAUUGGGUGUAAACGGUUGCACACUCAGGCUGAAAUGGAUGAAAUGAGGCAGCAGUUGCGUUUUGAGGUACGGGAGGAAAUGAUGGCUGAAAUGGAGGAAACAGUUAACCGACGAGUAGAUAUUCGGAUUCAAGAACAUUUGGCGCGACUUGAACUUGGUGCACAUUCCUCCCAUCCUUCUACUGAUGGUGGUUCUUCACAUCCAUCUCUCACUAACAAUGGAAAUUGACUAUUUGAAUGGUCCAGCUUGGCCUUGCAUUUGGAGAACUAGUUCUGUCACUGCAUUUGAAGAAUAAGUCGUUUGACAUUUUAAUCCAUUCUAUUUUACUGUUUCAACUUUAAUUCCACUCAUUGUAAUUAAACAAUAUCACUUUGUCUCUAUCUUAGGUUGGACCAUUUCAAUAUAUAUAGUUUGUCAAUAUAUUUUUGGGCCAAA